AUGAAGACGUAUACUGCUAUCGUUGCUUCCGCUCUGAUCGUGGCGUCCACGAUAAAUAUGGUGACGGCUAGGGAAGAGUACCUUAAAGAGAUUCCAAACGGGUCAAAAUUCACAAAGGUCCUUGGACACAAAGGUGCAUCGGAUUAUACUGAUUUUGGUACGGCAUUUCAAGAAGCAGGCUUCAAGUGGAAAACAAUCUGCGAUAAGCCUUUCCCUGGUACCUCGAUAACAGUGGGACAAGCUUUCGGCGACCCAUGCUGCACUUGGAAGAAGGGCGAAACUCCUCAAUUCGAGGUAAGUUGGACUACAGAUCCCGGUCAAGGAACGACGUGCCCUUCUAGUAACUCGGCAGAAGGGUCCGCUUCGACGCCAAAAGACGAGGAGUUUGGGGGUGAGGUCAUCGAUAAAGCCGGAGGUAAGGGCGAUUAUGGGGCCACUGACGAAGUCACUGAUAAAGCUGGCGGCAAGAAAGAUGGUGAAUCAACCGGGGGCAUUGAAGAAGUUGACUCAGUCGGGGGUAAGAAGAGCACUGGUGAGUAUGGGGCUACUGAAUCAACCGGGGGCAUUGAAGAAGUUGACUCAGUCGGGGGUAAGAAGAGCACUGGUGAACAUGGGGCCAGUAAUGAAGCCGGAAGUGUCGCCGGACUUUUGGCCACUGAUAGCGGCGAAGAAUUUGCAGAGACGAAGGGAAUUGAAUCAGCCGAGAGCACUGGUGAACAUGAGGCCAGUGAUGAAGGUGAAGUCCUUGGUUCAUCCACAGAUGGCGGAAGCGGACCUGAAAGUCUUUUUGGUGCCGGUGAGGGGCCUGGGAAGCCAGGUGUUGAACUUGCACUGGGCACCAGCCUUCUUCCACCACUAGACUCAACCGACCCGUAUGGUAAGGGGCCUUCUCCCUCGGGCGGUGGUUGUGCUGCGAAGCGUGCUCGUAAGUUACGUCAUUAA
Molecule: messenger RNA, 942 nt
Organism: Peronospora belbahrii
Lineage: Eukaryota; Oomycota; Peronosporomycetes; Peronosporales; Peronosporaceae
Source: the annotation of a GenBank genome assembly